GCCAUCUUGGGUCUGUGAGGCUCUUGAAGUGCCGGGGAGCGGCGGUGGCAGUCUGCAGGGCGAGGCCGGGCGGAAAGCGAGCGGAGAAGGGAAAGCAGCAGGGCGUGGGCGCCUCCUGUGCGGCCCCCUCCAUGGUCGGCGCCUGCAGGCCGCGGCGGCCUGUCUUUCGCUUCAUCUCCGCUACAUACUCCUGCGCCGCCGCCUCUUCUGGGGCUGCCGGCCGCCCUGUGUGGAACCCCCGGAGCUGAGUUCCGCGGCGCUGCGGCGGCGAGGAGGCGAGGGGCCCGCGAGGCGCCCUGAGGCUUGCGGCGGCCACCCGGCCCGCUCCCGCUGGGCUCCUCGCCGCGGCCGCCGGCGCUGGGGGAGAAUGAGCCCCGGGGCCCGCGGGCGCACGGCCCGGGCCAGGCCGGGGAUCUAGACUCCGGCCGGGGAGGGCAGGGCCCGGAGGCUCGCGGCCGUUGCUCGCCGGCCGCCCAGAGCUGGGCGGUUUUGUUUUCGCCUUGGCGUUGUGCAGAAUCAAAGCGCAGUAAGAUGUCCACUAGGACCCCUUUGCCAACGGUGAAUGAACGAGACACUGAAAACCACACUUCACAUGGAGACGGGAGGCAAGAAGUCACCUCCCGCACCGGGCGCUCUGGAGCUCGGUGUAGAAACUCAAUAGCUUCCUGUGCAGAUGAACAGCCUCACAUCGGAAACUACAGACUGUUGAAAACAAUCGGCAAGGGGAACUUUGCAAAAGUGAAAUUGGCGAGACACAUCCUCACAGGCAGAGAGGUUGCAAUAAAAAUAAUUGACAAAACUCAGUUGAAUCCAACAAGUCUACAAAAGCUCUUCAGAGAAGUAAGAAUAAUGAAGAUUUUAAAUCAUCCAAACAUAGUGAAGUUGUUCGAGGUCAUUGAAACGGAAAAAACACUCUACUUAAUCAUGGAAUAUGCAAGUGGAGGUGAAGUAUUUGACUAUUUGGUUGCACAUGGAAGAAUGAAGGAAAAAGAAGCAAGAGCUAAAUUUAGACAGAUUGUGUCUGCAGUACAGUAUUGCCACCAAAAACGGAUUGUUCACAGAGACCUCAAGGUGAGCCCAAAAUCCUUGCUAAGUCUUGGUAAAGGUGUACCUAGUGGUUCAUCUCUGGAGGACAGUUGUCCCAUAGUCAUACAGAGGUCUCCUGACACACGUGACCAACCUGGACAUGGCUGCCCGUGCCUAUGUAGGAAGAGUAAUGCAGCGUCUGGUGGGAUGACACGGCGAAACACUUACGUUUGCAGUGAGAGGUCUGCAACGGAUCGACACUCAGUGAUCCAGAAUGGCAAAGAAAACAGCCUGACAGAAGUGUUCGCUUAUGCAGCUAGCCCUGCCUCACUCUGUGCCACAUCUACCUGUCGGCUGAGACAUCAGAAGUCGAUGUCCAUGUCAGCCUCUGGGCACCCCAAGAUGAUGUUACCUCCAAUAGACAGUGAAGGAGAUAACUUCAAGGCUAUCACUAUUCCAGAUCAGAGAACUCCAGUUGCUUCCACCCAUAGUAUUAGCAGUGCGACCACUCCAGAUCGGAUUCGCUUUCCAAGGGGCACGGCCAGCCGUAGCACUUUCCACGGCCAGCCUCGGGAGCGGCGAACUGCAACAUACAAUGGCCCACCUGCCUCACCCAGCUUGUCCCACGAAGCCACACCACUGUCCCAGACUCGAAGCCGAGGUUCCACUAAUCUUUUUAGUAAACUAACUUCAAAACUCACAAGGAGGCUUCCAACUGAAUAUGAGAGGAACGGGAGAUAUGAGGGCUCAAGUCGCAAUGUGUCUUCGGAACAAAAGGAUGAAAACAAAGAGGCAAAACCUCGCUCCCUGCGCUUCACCUGGAGUAUGAAAACCACUAGUUCCAUGGAUCCCAGUGAUAUGAUGCGGGAGAUCCGCAAAGUGCUGGAUGCCAAUAACUGCGACUAUGAGCAGAGGGAACGCUUCCUGCUCUUCUGUGUCCAUGGCGACGGGCACGCAGAGAACCUGGUGCAGUGGGAAAUGGAAGUCUGUAAGCUGCCAAGACUGUCUCUGAAUGGGGUCCGGUUUAAACGGAUAUCAGGGACAUCCAUAGCUUUCAAAAAUAUUGCUUCCAAAAUUGCCAAUGAGCUAAAGCUGUAACCCAGUAAUUAUGGUGUAAAUUAAGUAGCAAUUUAAGGUGUUUUCCAGAACACUGAUGGAAAUGUAUAGAGUAAUAUUUAGGCAAUAACGUCUGCAUCUUCUAAAUCAUGACAUUAAAGUCUGAGGACGAGAGCACGCCUGGGAGUGAAGGCUGGCCUUUUCUACGAAUGCACUACAUUAAAGUCUGUGACCCCGUGCCUCUGUCUUGUUUGCAUUGCCCUGGGAGUCAGAGUGGACACUGUCUGCACAUGACUCCCAUGUGUGGUGUGAGUGGAUGGUGUGUGUGGGGAGGAAGCACUGUACUGGAGACAGCUCCUUACACUGGCAGCCAGCAUUACUAGUGCCUCUGUGGGAGAUCAUUUGGUGCUACAUUACAAUUGCCAAGAAGGAAAAUACUGAAUUACUGCUAAGAAUUAACCUUAAGACUAGUUGAUAAUUAAUACAGGUUUACAGUUCA
Arvicola amphibius (Eurasian water vole) is the source of this 2581-nucleotide messenger RNA. RefSeq names its product microtubule affinity regulating kinase 3 (gene Mark3). The record is from RefSeq and is a predicted model, not a curated record. Gene Ontology annotation, biological process: protein phosphorylation; intracellular signal transduction. Bases 532 to 2124 code for a protein of 530 amino acids. Gene Ontology annotation, cellular component: cytoplasm; plasma membrane. The transcript is spliced from 13 exons. Gene Ontology annotation, molecular function: protein serine/threonine kinase activity; ATP binding. NCBI's taxonomy places the organism in Eukaryota, Metazoa, Chordata, Mammalia, Rodentia, Cricetidae.